GCGAUUUGCUGCUAUAUUUUUAGCCGUAUUUCAGUCUUAUUUCACAAAAUUUUACUGUAAAACAUUUCAUAAAGGAUACUUGUCAACGGUAGGAGCAGUUGCAGCCAAAAGAUUUGUUAGUUAUCCUGCGUAGCAUCAAAGUUAGACCAGAAGCAGUUAGCAUUAGCAGGAAUCGAAAUGGAUUACAACUCGUACAACAACAAAGUUUUUUCCGCACCCAGCCAACCGGUUCCCGGUAGUUCCGGCUUCUUUCCAGCGACCACAUCGGCACCGUUUUUGAAAGUGCCAAAUCCAAGCCUUGUUUUGAAACAGGAAAGUAGUUCUUCUGAACCGAAUAGUGGAACGGCUACGCCUCCUGUUAAUUAUAGCCAGAGUGCCCAACACUAUUUGGAUCCUAUUGGGCAUCAUGGGGAUAAACAUGUUUUCUACGGGAAACCUCUUGAUCUACAGUUGGUUUCGAACCCUUACCUGCCGCAUACGCAAACCACGGUCAUCGGUCAGCAGCAAGUUCCUUUCCACAUGACACACGAAUACCAUCAUGAGCAUUCCAAUGCGUCGAGCAUUAGUUCGACGGUAGAUCACCAUCAGCCGUACAGUAUUCAUGCUUCUCCGGUUCCCCAUAGUAAUACUAAUGUGGUCGUACAGCAUUCCGUACAGGUGCCUCCUGUAGUAAUCCCUAAAAUUACAUACGCAUGUGAAAUUUGUACGAAGACAUUCGAUUCCAAAGCCAAGCUGGACAAACACCAACGGAGUCACAACGAAGAUUUAACGUUCGAAUGUCGGGUGUGUGAUAAGAAGUUCCGGUCUCAGAACACGCUUACUUGUCACGAAAAGGUUCACGGCGAGAAUGGCGUGGAUAAUAAUUUUUCCUGCGUUACUUGUGGGAAGGUUUUCAAAUCCGAUGAUAAGCUACAAAUUCAUAUGCGUUUGCAUACGGGUGAAAAGCCAUACCAAUGCAAAAUUUGCAUGAAAUGUUUUAAUCAUCAGUCGAACUUGAUUGCCCAUUCCAGGACUCAUGAGAAAGUUCGGAAAGCACUCAAAUGUGAUCGUUGCAACAAGGUACUGGACAACGAGGAACGCAUGGCGAUCCACAUGAGACUGCACACCGGUGAAAAGCCAUACAAGUGCUCCUAUUGUGACAAGCUAUUUAAUCACAAGAGCACGGUUUGCACUCACGAAAAAACGGUUCACAUCCAGGCCAAUGCUUACAAGUGCGAGCGAUGCCACAAAACGUUCAAUCAAAAGUGUCAGUUACAAUAUCACGAGAAGCUGCAAGAAGCGCAUACGAUCGCGUGCACAUUGUGUGAAAAGGUGUUUUGUUACAAAGCAAGUCUUAAAGAGCACACGUUCCGGGUGCAUUUCCCUCGAAAGAAUAGAAAAGAUCGACUAGCUGGUCUCAACAUAAACAACGAAGGCCGAAAUAAGUUCUGCUGUGGCAUCUGUGAUCGUCGAUUCUACUACAAGCGUGCUCUGACAAUGCACAUGGGAGUUCAUGAUGCCUCGCUGGAUGUAAAUGCUCUUUAUUUCUCCUGUAAUUAUUGCCCGGAAACAUUCACCGAUGAAGAACCACUACUUAAGCACGAAGCUGAACACGUGGCAAAUAAUACUACCAAUUUCAUGGAAAAUAUGCUGGAGUUGGAUAAAUCCGAAGAUCCAGAGAAUGUCCUCGGACGGUAUCGCUGCCCCCUAUGUUUUAAUCGUUUCGACGACCUUCCAUCGCUUCAUGAACAUCACAAAACACAUAUCUGUUCCAAUCCGGAAGAAUGCGACAAAUGUAAGCCAACCCUGGCCGAAGAUAACGAUUUCACCGGUAGCAAUUACGAUGAAAACGACGAUAACCGUACCAUACAGUGUCAGAUUUGCGAACGAACGCUGCCAACGUUCGAGUUGUUCCAGAAUCACUUCCACUAUCAUACGUCACGGGUUCCGUUCUAUUGCUACCAGUGCCGGGAGGAAUUCCCGGACAAGAAGGAACUCUAUGCCCACUCGAAAUCACACGCACCGAAGGAGGCGGAUCCGCACACGUGUGAGAUUUGUUCCAAAGUGUUUUCGACUAGGGGCAACUUUAGGCGCCACCUAAAAUCUCACGAAGCCGUCCGGGCGUUUGCGUGCGACCGUUGUUUCAAGCAGUUUGAUUACAGAAGUGAACUGGAUCUGCAUUUGAAAAAAUCUCAUGGAAUAGAGUACUCGUAAGCAGUGGUCCAGCUCUGGAUUAUAACGGUUAUGGUUUAGCGGUGCGCCUAGUUGAACUUUGUGUACACACUAGAUAUUUCUUAGAAGAGAAAAAGGUUUUAACAGAUCUUUAACAUAUAAUUUUACAAUUCUAGAUUACUUA
Ochlerotatus camptorhynchus is the source of this 2335-nucleotide messenger RNA. Its product is annotated as zinc finger protein 808-like. The coding region runs from base 178 to 2193 and encodes 671 amino acids. NCBI's taxonomy places the organism in Eukaryota, Metazoa, Arthropoda, Insecta, Diptera, Culicidae. The record is from RefSeq and is a predicted model, not a curated record. The transcript is spliced from 3 exons.